GAAGGGUUUAAGGGGAGAGGGGGCAUGGUGGAAGGAUGGAGAAAGAAUAAGAGCCUGGAAAAGAAAAGAUGGCCACCACACAAAUUGGGAAGCCUACAGUAGGCUAAUUCAAAUGGAGAGCCCCAAAGAACCUAAGACACCCCUAGUUCUCCAUCCUCAAGAAACCAGGUACAGACAAGCCCAUCCAGCAUGUCAAGUCUCCCAGUCAUUAUCAAUUACAGGCAGAUCUGAUGAACUAGACCAAGGCACAAACCAUGAAUUACGUUGGGCAGUUAGCAGGCCAAGUCUUUGUGACUGUGAAGGAGCUCUAUAAAGGAUUAAAUCCUGCCACGUUGUCUGGGUGCAUAGAUGUCAUCGUUGUCCGCCAGCCUGAUGGGAACCUCCACUGUUCGCCUUUCCACGUGCGCUUCGGAAAGAUGGGAGUUCUGCGUUCGAAGGAAAAAGUGGUUGACAUAGAAAUCAAUGGAGAAUCUGUGGAUUUGCAUAUGAAACUAGGGGACAACGGAGAAGCAUUUUUUGUAGAGGAAACUGGUGAUGACCAGGAAGCAAUUCCGUACCACUUGGCUACAUCUCCCAUUCUUACGGAGGGAACAGCUCUCAUGGAGUUACAGCUGAAGAGAAACUCUGUGGACAGGUUAAGAAACAUGGACACUGGAAGCAGUUCACAGCUGCCAACCUUGGUUUCUUCAUCCGCUGUUGAGCCCACUUCUUCUAGUUGUUCUGUGAAGAAAAGGAGGAAACGUAGAAGGAGAUCUGCCCACAAAAUAGACACUUCAAAAAGAGAUGAAAAUGACGAUACCACCGAAGAUGAAAACAUGUUCCCUAUAGAAAUCAGUUCCGAUGAAGAAAAUGAGCUUUUAGACAAUACAAGAACAUCUGCCUCUGAUCUGUGUAGAGACGAAGUGCUUGAGAUAAAUACGUCUUCAAUCAGUGUGCUCCCUCACCACCAUUCGGAUGGAGAAUGGUCCCCUUCACCAAGUAAGCCCAGAACUUGCCCAGGGAAGUCCUCUCAUCUUACUGUUCCAGCAGAUGGAGGCUUAUCUAGUUCUUGCCCUCAGCAGUCUUCUCACUAUCCUGCUACAGACAGUCCUUCAGGUUCACGGCCCCCAACGCCUAAAAGUGAUUCCGAGUUAGUCAAUAAAUCUUUGGAAAGGGGCAUCCAGAAGAAUAAUCCACAAAUGCAUUGGGACUGGGGUGAACUACCUCAAGCCACAAAGUCUGCUAUUCCGCUCAGGCUAAAAGAAUCCAGCUCUGCAUUGAACGUGAAUCCUUCUGAAAGCACUCACUUUCGAGUCAUUCCAAACAACGUUCUGGAGGAUCUUCAGAGUAGUACCCCCUUACCCAUCCUCGAACAGGCGGAUGCUGCGCUGACUCUGGAAGAACCUGAGCUUCAAGAAGGAACACCUGAGAUAAAUGAGCCAAAUGAAGAAAUGUUAGGGGCAGCUUCACUUCCACUCCCUGCAAAUGAAGAAGUCAAGCAGGCUAUGGCUUGCUUGGCACAGCCAACAAGCAGCAAAACCGAUUCUCCCUCCAGGAAAAAAGAUAAGCGCAGCCGACAUCUUGGUGCUGACGGUGUUUAUUUAGAUGACAUCACAGAUAUGGAGCCAGAGGUUGCCGCACUCUAUUUUCCUAAAAAUGACGAACAUGCCGCCCAGUCGAAGGUUGCGAGUGAAAACGCACCCCGCUCAGCGAACCAGUCCCCUCAGACAGUCGGAAGCUCAGGUAUCGAUAGCGGCAUCGAGAGCACCUCGGAUGGAAUAAGGGACCUGCCGUCCAUUGCUAUCUCACUUUGCGGGGGACUUAGUGAGAACAAAGAAAUAUCUAAAGAAAAGUUCUUAGAACAAGAAGUAAGUUAUCAGCAGUUUGUGGACAAUCCUGCUAUUAUCGACGACCCUAACCUUGUGGUGAAGAUUGGAAGCAAGUACUACAACUGGACUACAGCAGCUCCUCUUCUGCUGGCGAUGCAAGCGUUCCAGAAACCUUUGCCAAAGGCCACUGUGGAUUCUAUAAUGAGGGAUAAGAUGCCCAAAAAAGGUGGAAGAUGGUGGUUUUCAUGGCGAGGGAGGAAUAGCUCUAUCAAAGAGGAAACGAAGCCCAUGCCAGGUCUGAAUGGAAAAGAAGAGUCGAACAUUCAAGACAGAAUCAAAGAUGAGUCUUCUUCAAGUGAUGAAGACCCUAGAGCUUCAAGCCAGCCCUUUGCAUCAUCAGCAAACCCUGGUCAUCUUCCUUUAUUGUCUGGAGUGGGUUACAAAAAGACCCUUCGACUCAGUUCAGAACAGCUUAAAAGCCUGAACCUUAAGAAUGGCCCCAACGAUGUGAUUUUCAGUGUUACAACACAGUACCAAGGGACAUGCCGCUGUGAAGGCACCAUCUACUUGUGGAACUGGGAUGACAAGGUCAUUAUUUCUGACAUUGAUGGCACAAUUACGAGGUCAGAUACUUUAGGUCAUAUUUUGCCCACUCUUGGCAAAGAUUGGACACAUCAAGGGAUCGCCAAAUUGUACCAUAAAGUGAGCCAAAAUGGGUAUAAGUUCCUAUACUGUUCUGCACGCGCGAUAGGAAUGGCAGAUAUGACCCGAGGAUACUUGCACUGGGUUAAUGAACGAGGAACGGUGCUGCCUCAAGGUCCUGUAUUACUGAGUCCCAGCAGCUUGUUCUCAGCUUUCCACAGGGAAGUAAUAGAGAAGAAGCCAGAGAAGUUUAAAGUUCAGUGCCUAACGGACAUCAAAAACUUGUUUCAUCCCAACACAGAACCGUUUUACGCUGCUUUUGGCAAUAGGCCUGCUGAUGUGUAUUCAUACAAGCAAGUGGGAGUUUCACUAAACAGAAUAUUCACUGUUAAUCCUAAAGGAGAGCUAAUUCAAGAGCAUGCAAAGACCAACAUCUCAUCGUACGUGAGGCUCUGCGAAGUGGUAGAUCACGUCUUCCCCCUGUUGAAAAGAAGCCAUUCUUCAGACUUCCCCUGUUCUGACACCUACAGUCAGUUCACAUAUUGGAGGGAUCCGCUGCCACCUUUUGAAAACCAGGAGAUGCAUCCUCAUGUGCCAUAAUCAGCUUCUGAACCUUCUCGGCAGCAGUUCGAACGCUCUUUGGUGAUGCACCUGGAUUUUGCCAUUUGCAGUUCACCUGGAGUUUGGGAUGUAGUGAACAUUUUGUUUAAAUGUGCAGUUCAGAAAUUUCUUUUUUCUUUUUUGUCCUGUAAAGUUAACAUUUCUGAAUGUCACGCUCCCAGAUCUCCUGCAGCAGCAGGCUCAAGAUACAUGCCAUAUAGUCUUAUUACAGAAGGGCAUUUCUGAGUGCCUUGAUGAUGGGAUUUCUAGAAAGCAAUGGGUCUUCAUUUUCCCCAUGACUGCUUUUUUUGUGGGAUGUGGUUCCAGUCUGAGGCAUCACUCGGGGUCUUCCGGCCCCUAGUUUUCGGGUAGAGAAGGAAGACAGAACUCGAAACCUCUGAGCGGAAAUGCCUGCUUUUACUAGAAUCGCCACCCUUUGAUCCACAAAGUAUGAUACGAUUUAUUGAACUAAAGUCAAUUGGUCUACACACUCUACAGCUAGUCUGUAUAGCACACAGCCACCAUCACUAUUGCUGUACUAGCUUGAACUGGCUGAGUGUGUGGCUCCCAGUUCUAUAAUGCCAAUGUGGAGUGGCCAAACUGGAUUUUAAACUUGAGGGUUGUUGCUUUUUGUUUUU
Molecule: messenger RNA, 3688 nt
Organism: Lacerta agilis (Sand lizard)
Lineage: Eukaryota; Metazoa; Chordata; Lepidosauria; Squamata; Lacertidae
Gene: LPIN1
Product: lipin 1
Exons: 21
Coding region: 255-3050 (931 amino acids)
Biological process (GO): cellular response to insulin stimulus; triglyceride biosynthetic process; fatty acid catabolic process
Cellular component (GO): nucleus; mitochondrial outer membrane
Molecular function (GO): phosphatidate phosphatase activity; transcription coactivator activity
Source: RefSeq, a predicted model, not a curated record